AGAAAAUCGAUAAAUUGACCAAUCAACAUCAGCAGUUUACGUCACUGCGCAUUAUACCAACAAACUGCCGAAGAAAAUGGGAAAUUCUGAUACCAAAUUAAAUUUUAGAAAAGCUGUAAUUCAACUAACAACAAAAACACAGCCUAUUGAAGCUAGUGAUGAAGCAUUUUGGGAGCAGUUUUGGUCAGAGAGCGUCACAUGUGUGCAGGAUGUGUUUACAUUAAUACCGGCUGCAGAAAUACGAGCCUUACGUGAAGAGUCGCCAUCAAAUUUAGCAACGUUAUGUUACAAAGCAGUGGAGAAAUUAGUGGCAGCUUCAGAAAGUGGAUGUCCAUCUCAGAGAGAACAGCAAAUAGUGUUGAACUGUGUAAGAUUGUUGACGAGGGUGUUGCCAUAUAUAUUUGAAGAUCCUGAUUGGAGGGGAUUCUUUUGGUCAACAUUGCCUGGCCAGGUGGAAGAUGCAGAGAAUGACAGUCCACCUCUGGCUCAGACAUUGCUGAAUGCACUUUGUGAUCUGCUGUUUUGUCCCGAAUUCACAGUUGCAUCUGGAAGAAAGUCAGGCCCAGAUAACCCUGAGGACAUGACCUCUAUAGACAGUUGUGAAUAUAUAUGGGAAGCUGGUGUUGGCUUUGCCCACUCACCGCAACAUAAUGUUCACCAUGAUAAUAACAGGAGUGAAAUAAUCAAGCUGCUUCUGACAUGCUUCUCCGAGACAAUGUAUCUACCACCCAUUGCUGAUGCCCAUAGCACACCUAACCAGUGGAUACAUUUCUUUACUUCAACAGAAAAUAGGCAUGCCUUGCCACUAUUCACCUCAUUAAUUAAUGUGGUUUGUGCAUAUGACCCAGUUGGUUAUGGACUUCCAUACAAUCACCUGAUGUUCACUGAUUCUCGGGAAACACUGGUUGAAUCUGCCCUGCAGGUGCUCUGUGUUACCAUGGAGAACGACUCAUCCAGUCAGAAUGUAUCUGUAGAUGGUACAGCAGGGGGAACCGCAAUGGAACCGCAGAAUGAGGUACCAGCUCCUGCAGAAAACGCCACUUCUUCUGACAAUCUGUUUGUGAAUUAUCUGUCAAGGAUUCACAGGGAGGAGGAUUUCCAUUUCAUACUUAAAGGUAUAACAAGGCUAUUGAACAACCCAUUGAUGCAGACCUACUUACCAGGAUCUACAAAGAAAAUCCAGUUUCAUCAAGAGUUACUGGUCUUAUUUUGGAAAAUGUGUGAUAUCAACAAGAAAUUCAUGUUUUACGUGUUGAAGAGCAGUGAUGUACUGGAUAUAUUAGUACCAAUCCUGUAUUACCUGAAUGAUGCCAGGGCUGAUCAAUCCCGGGUUGGUUUGAUGCAUAUAGGAGUGUUUAUACUGUUGCUACUAAGUGGAGAGAGAAAUUUUGGAGUUAGAUUGAACAAACCGUAUACUGUGAGAGUUCCCAUGGAUAUACCUGUAUUUACAGGCACUCAUGCUGACUUCCUCAUUAUUGUAUUUCAUAAGAUUAUCACCACAGGCCAUCAGAGACUUCAGCCGUUGUUUGACUGCCUGUUGACCAUUAUAGUUAAUGUAUCUCCAUAUCUGAAGACCCUAUCCAUGGUUGCAAGCACCAAACUGUUGCAUCUUCUUGAGGCAUUUAGCACCCCUUGGUUCCUGUAUGCUAGUCCUACAAAUCACCAUCUUGUGUUUUUUCUACUGGAAGUAUUCAAUAAUAUUAUACAGUACCAGUUUGAUGGUAAUAGUAAUUUAGUGUACACCAUCAUACGCAAGCGGCAGGUAUUUCACCAACUAGCCAAUCUACCUACGGACCAUUCCUCCAUUUCCAAAGCCCUUACAAAACGUGGGAAGAAAUUGCACACGCCAUCCCCCACUGAUCACAAGGAGCCACAGACCAUGGAGGGUGCCCUGCCGGCAACCGAGGCAGAACCAGGAACCCUCAAGGUUUCUCUUGCUGCAACUCCUCUGCGUGUCCAGUCUGACUUAGCCGGUGACCCGGAUAUUUCCUUCCUAGACGGUGGGCCAUUUUUCAGAGUUGAUACCUUGCAAGUCACACCAGCUACUGUUCAUAAAACGAAAUCGAAAAAACGCUUAGAGAAAAUGACUGAGCAUGCAGCCCCAGAUGAAGUUCACAAAGAACCCAUGCAGGAGUUAGCUACAUCGACUGGUACGAUGAAUAUACAGCCCAAAAAUGAGAUAGAAGAUCCCAUGGCCCCUUCAGGCACUGAAAAGGAUGCUCAAGGGAAAAUGCAGAAGUCGAAAAGCAUGGAAACUCCACCUGCUACACCUACUACACCCAGUAGUGAAACUGCCAGGGCUCCAUUCAAGAGGGCUGGAUCAACAUCCAGUGCUGGAGGAGGCUGGGUUGCCACCCCUGAUUGGGUACAUUCCUGGAAACACAAGUUACCUUUACAGACAAUCAUGAGAAUGCUACAGGUGCUUGUUCCACAGGUGGAAAAGAUAUGUAUAGACAAGGGACUCACAGAUGAAAGUGAGAUAUUGAAAUUCCUUCAACAUGGGACUCUAGUAGGGCUUUUACCAGUGCCGCACCCUAUAUUGAUCAGGAAAUACCAGGCCAAUAGCGGAACUACCAUGUGGUUCAGGACAUACCUAUGGGGAGUUAUAUAUCUCAGAAAUGUUGAUCCGCCAAUCUGGUAUGAUACAAAUGUGAAACUGUUUGAGAUACAGAGGGUAUAGUGCAAUGACAUCUGUAACACAGAUAUGGUUCUUCUGAAAAGAAAAAUGUCUCGAAAAUCCAAUGACAGUUGCCAAGGAAUUAAAUGUCACAAUAUGGGGACUCUCUGCAUGUGAAAUGUUAUUUGAUAUGAACAGGAUUUUUCCAAGUUUAAUAGCUUUUAACUAUCACUAACAUUUUUUUUUCUUUCACUUAAAUCAAACUACAUAGGUUGAAAAGAAAUGGUUUUGUUGAUCUAGGAAAGUGACCACAUGAAUAGGAAAUAGUAUUUAUUUUGCUGUUGAAUUUUACUACAGAUCUGACACACAAUUUUAUGAAGAAAUCUCAUUGAAGUUUUAAUGUAGAGAAUUUGUAUAAAUGUGUGUUUUUAUGUAUGGAUGAUGUUCAUCAGAACUCAUUUCUUGCCACAUUGAGUUGUUCAUGUGUAAGUUAAGGCAUUCCUUGGGGGGAUCUUUAUUGUAAAAUAGAAAUAUUGACAAUUUCGUAAAACUUGUGAUUGCAAAAUUAUGAAAUAGCCAAAACAGAAUAAGUUUUAAUUUAUUUUCUUGUCUUUUCAUGUUUUUAUCCACAUGCAUGUAUCUAAAAUCAUAGUAUAUGUAUUUUUAGCUCACCUGAGCAAUGCUCAGGUGAGUUUUUGUGAUCGCUCGAUGUCCGGCGUCUGUCUGUCGUCUGUCCUCUGUCAACAUUUAGCUUGUGUAUGCGAUAGAGGCUGUAUUUUUUAACUGAUCUUCAUGAAAUUUGGUCAGAAUGAUUACCUUGAAAUCUAGGCCGAGUUCGAAAAUGGGUCAUCUGGGGUCAAAAACUAGGUCAUUAGGUCAAAUCAAAGAAAAACCUUGUGUAUGCGAUAGAGGCUGUAGUUUUCAAUUAAGCUUCAUGAAUUUUGGUCAGAAUGAUAGCCUUGAUGAAAUCUAGGCCAAGUUCGAAAAUGGGUCAUCUGGGUUCAAAAACUAGGUUAAAUCAAAGAAAAACCUUGUGUAUGCGAUAGAGGCUGUAUUUUUCAAUUAAGCUUCAUGAAUUGUGGUCAGAAUGAUUAUCUUGAUGAAAUCUAGGCCAAGUUUAAAUAUGGGUCAUCUGUGGUCAAAAACUAGGUCAUUAGGUCAAAUAAAAGAAAAACCUUGUGUAUGCGAUAGAGGCUGUAUUUUUCAAUUAAUCUUCAUGAAUUUUGGUCAGAAUGAUAACCUUGAUGAAUUCUAGGCCGAAUUUGAAAAUGGGUCAUCUGGGGUCAAAAACUAUGUCACUAGGUCAAAUCAAAGAAAAACCUUGUGUAUGCGAUAGAGGCUGUAUUUUUCAAUUAAUCUUCAUGAAUUUUGGUCAGAAUGAUUGCCUUGAUGAAAUCUAGAUAAAGGUUGAAUAUGGGUCAUCUGGGAUCAAAAACUAGGUCACUAGGUCAAAUCAAAGGAAAAGCUUGUAUAUGCGAUAGAGGCUGUAUUUUUCAAUUGAUCUUCCUGAAAUUAAGUCAAAAUGAUAACCUUAAUGAAAUCUAGGCCGAAUUUGAAAAGGGUCAUCUUGGGUCAAAAAGUAGGUCACUAGGUUAAAUCAAAGAAAAACCUUGUGUAUGCGAUAGAGGCUGUAUUUAUCAAUUGAUCUUCAUGAAAUUUGGUCAGAAUGAUAGCCUUGAUGAAAUCUAGGUCAAGUUCGAAUAUGGGUCAUCUGGGGUCAAAAACUAGGUCACUAGGUCAAAUCAAAGAAAAUACUUACUUAUACUCAAGAUUUUUGCUCCAAUUUUAAUGAUAAUUGGUCAGAAUAUUUUUUUCCAUGAAAUCACUAGGUCAAACAUGUUUACUCUGUUUAAUAUGUUGUGUUAUGGUGUGUUUCUCAGGUGAGCGACUUAGGGCCAUCUUGGCCCUCUUGUUUCAAGUCCCUCUUACUUUUCAUAUAUGAUGAUUAAAACAGAAAAUUUAUUUCAUGGUUCUACUGUUUUGUAUUUAAAUUACAGGUAUUUAUGACAGUUUUAGGAAACAAACAUUCCCCUACAUUAUUUUUAAGGGUCAUUAUACUUGGCUGUGUGAAUUUUUUUGUGUAAAAUUAAUUAGUUUUAGAAGAAAUGAUAGUGAUGUAUGGUAAUAACUAUGCAAAAAUGAAGCGGCGAAGUGGGAAAAUUUGUAGGUAGAAAUUUUGUAUGUUCACAGUUGACACGAUGAUCCAUAGCACAAUGUUUUAUGGAAUAGUAUAUUUUUUAUUUUAUUGUGUCCUAUAUUUGAGAGUUAUUAGCUUUGUAUUUGGAAAUAUGCAUGAGUUCUGCAGCUCCUAAUGUUGCGCAAUAUUCUUCUGCUAAAGAACGAGUGCAUAUUUCCCGAUGCAAAGAAAUAACGUUUUUAUUACAUAGUAUACGUAUCUACAUAUAUAAAUGUAAUGUAAAUAUUACAAUUUUUUUAAUAGCCUGAAUUAAAUUGUCCAUACUGGACUUAAUUAAAAAAUCAAUGUAAAGAUACACAUUAAAUGACGUCACACACACAAUAUGAAAUUCAGGCGUUAGUGUAUGGAAAAAUAUUGACGUUUCCGGUACCAUUGUAACUUAAUGGGGAACAGAAAAGAGUAUGUAAUAAAGGGCAUUAUGGUGUGUCAUUUGCAGGACAUUAAUGUUUACCAUUCUCCAUACAUCUCUUCAUCUAUCCGUUUGCCUGAAAUUGUGUUGUGCAUAUCUCAAAAAAUAUUUGACCUAGAAUCAUCAAACAGAGGAAUGUUAUUCAACAUGUGAGGUUUUCCACACAGGAUUUUGUUUGUAAGAACAGUUAUAUCUUGAUUUUUUCAAAAGUAUUUAAAGACCUAAAAGUUUUGUGUUGCCUGUAUCAAAAAAUAUUUGACAUGGAGUUCUGAAACGUUAUAGGAUUGUUACUUGUUAUACAUGUAUGAAGUGGUGCACCUCUGUUUUUGUUUGGAAUUUCACUCAGCCAGACCAGAAUAAUGACCCUUGACUCGGUCUGAUAUAUGCAUAAAGGGCCAUGCUAUUUUCAUAGAGCUUUUAACAUGGAGUCAUUAAAUUUUAUGAUAAUGUUAUUCAGCACAUGAAGUUGUGUUCCUGAGAGGGUAGGGGCGUUAUUUGGGAUUUACCCCAUCCCCUCCUCAUCUUGUCAAAAAAAAAAAUCAGUUUCUGUUAUCUUGUGUUUCCUUACAUCUCCACCCCAAGGUAAUGUGAAAGUUUCUUAUGGAUGUACAUCUUAUUUUGUUCCAAAUUUAUUUCCAAAUAUUUGAAUUAUAGACGUUGUUAUUGAUAAUGAAACUAGAGUGUGUAAUUAACUAUGUACAAUUAUAAGUUGUUGAGGCAAAUAUUAUCUGAAAGAUAUACGAAGAGGACUUUUACCUAUUAUACAGUCCAAAAUUAUACUUUUAUUUUGACUUAUUGUUAAGCAGGAGAUAGACUUGAAUUUGCUUUUUUUCAGGGUUCAUCGUAUAUCGUUUUCAUAUUAUGCAUGUGAAAGAUAUAAUAAGUGUGUACACAUUGAUUUUAACAUUUUCAUAAGCUAAGAACACAAUCAUGUUAUGUUGUAAUAUGUAUUCUUUAUGUGCAAUAUCAUGUUAUGUACUACACAAUAAUUUUGUAUAUAUUUUGGAUAUUCAUAACAAAACAUUCCUUUAUUAUAAUAGAUUUUGUAUUUUUGUGAUAUAAAGUCUUCAUAAGAGUACCUACAAUUUUAUAAUUUCGGUUGAUUUUUUCAGUUGUGUCAAAUAUCCUUCAGAAAAAUAUUUAAGGGAUACAUAAAAGAUAUGCCAUAAAUAAUAGUAUAAUUUGUGUUGAUCGUCGUUUCAAUGGUACAUCAGACUUUUGGUAUCUUAAUUUGGACAAAGUCGCAAAGCCUUGUGUAUAUCUUCAUGUAUAUUUCUGGGAAAAUAAGAUGAAAAUUUAAACAAAGUAAACCAUUACUACUUUAACUUUUCUCAUUUCUUAAUUGCAAGACCAUCCUCUCAAAUGUAAUGCCACACAUAUACUUGAGAAAACAGAUGGGCCAAAAACAAUCGGAGGAAAUAUAUGGGUUUGGUUAUGUAUUCUCGGUGUGCGAUUUUGCAAUUGUUUGGUAUAAUCAUAGCUUCAGACUCCUAUUAGCCAUAUCAAAAUGCAAAAUAAGAAUUCGUAAAUUACCGAUUGCCAUUUCCGAUCCAGUUCCUUAAUACUACUAGAACUAAGGCAUAUCAUUUGAUUAAUAUUUGGUUCAUUUAUUAAUAAAGCCUUCUUCAAUUUUUAUUAGGCUAUAUUUUGGUUAUUGGAAGAGAAGUCAUGAUUUACAUAAAGUCUUUCUUGAGAAAUGAUACUGUGCUUUGACACCAAGGUAUUAUAUUAGUAAAUGCACUUUAAAGGAUAAAUGCUGUAAUUGUAUGAUUGUACUUCUCUUAAAAAUGAUCACCUGUUUAAACCAGAUUACUUGUGAGUACUUACAGAAAUAACCAAAUUUAUCUCAGAUUUGAAUAUGUACAUAUUCAGGUAAUUAUUAAUCCUUACCCUGCUGAUAUACUAUAAUGAACUUGUCCAUUUGUCAAUUUUGGACAGUACCAUUAACUGUUAAAUGGGUGCUUACCAAAAAGAUACUGACAAAUGGCGGACAGUGCAGAUCAUGAUCAGACUGCAUGGAUGUGCAGGCUGAACUUGAUCUGCACUGGUCGCAAUGGCAGAAUCAGUUGUGUUAAGCAUGAUAAGAGUUAAGUAAAUGUUUAUGUUCAAAAUUUUUGAAGCAUUUUGUUGAAAAUUCUUUUUCAUAAGUCUUUUUUUUUUCAACAUGAGAUAUUGAAGUUUACCUUUUUGUGCCAACUGUUUUGGGGAAAUACACUGUGGAAUUUUGUUGUAAAUUUGUAUUCUUUUUUUAAAGAAGAAAAUGUUGUUUUUUUUUCUCAUUUCUUUAAAUUUUAUCAUUGAUGUUUUUGUUGUUAGUGAAAUUUUAAGAUUUGUGUUGUGUUGAAAUUGUGAUAGAAGUGUAUAAAUAUUUUAUGUAAAUGUUGUAUGUUUAUCUUGCGGGAAUAUUUUAUGAAAAAUGGAGGCAAUAAAACUAUUGUAAUCUUA
Messenger RNA from Mercenaria mercenaria, 7668 nucleotides. RefSeq names its product protein HID1-like. NCBI's taxonomy places the organism in Eukaryota, Metazoa, Mollusca, Bivalvia, Venerida, Veneridae. The coding region runs from base 77 to 2680 and encodes 867 amino acids. The transcript has 22 exons. The record is from RefSeq and is a predicted model, not a curated record. Gene Ontology annotation, cellular component: membrane; Golgi trans cisterna; Golgi medial cisterna.